AUGAACCAAUCCCUAGAAAACUUAUCAUCGAUCGAACAUCAAAGCGAAUACGUUCCAUAUCACCAGAGACCAGAAACUUACAUAGUGCCCUUUCUGUUUUUCAUCAUCUUCGUGGUAGGAGUUUUGGGAAACGGAACCCUCGUUAUCAUAUUUCUGCGACAUCGAGCUAUGAGGAAUGUCCCGAAUACGUACAUAUUUUCUUUGGCUCUAGCUGACUUACUCCUCAUCCUAACAUGCGUACCAUUCACCUCGGUAAUCUACACCCUGGAAUCAUGGCCUUGGGGUGUUUUUUUGUGCAAAAUCAACGAAUCCGUCAGAGACAUCAGCAUCGGAGUGUCAGUAUUCACUUUGACUGCGCUUUCUGCCGAAAGAUACUGUGCUAUCGUCAACCCACUCAGGAAAUUACAGAAUAAACCUCUAACCGUCUUCAGUGCUGGACUCAUCUGGCUGUUUGCUACUGCCCUAGCUAUUCCUGAUGCAAUUUCAUCCAGACUAAUUUACGUUCCAGUUCAAAGCAACAAGACGAUCACAUACUGCUCCCCAUUCCCAGACUCGAUAGCUUACGCCAAAUAUGAGAUCGUUUUCCAAUCGCUCAUAUACUAUUUCAUGCCUUUGGGGAUAAUCGCCUGCUUCUAUUUGCUGAUGGCAAUUCGUCUUCAUAUCAGCGCUAACGAAAUGCCAGGAGAAGCAGGAGGGAUGACGUCGAACGUCCAGGCCAAAGCGAGACGGCACGUGGCGAAGAUGGUCCUCGUUUUUGUUUUUCUGUUCUUCAUCUGUUUCCUACCACGACACGUGUUCUUGUUGUGGUUCCAUCUAUAUCCGGUAGCCCAAGAAGAAUACAAUGACUGGUGGCAUGCCUUGAAGAUCGUUGGAUUCUGUUUGAGCUUCAUCCACUCAUGUUUGAAUCCUAUCGCGCUGUAUUGCGUCAGCGGAGUUUUCCGAGGUCACUUCAACCGUUACCUUUGCUGUCGAAAGCCAAGAUGGCCGAGAAACAACUCCUCAUUGGCCAACUGCGAGACCACGUUCAGCUCCACCUAUCGGAAGCCCACCCAAGUUCUAGCGUCGAUGUGAGCCACAGAAGAACUUCUUUUCUAGUCACUUUUAUGUUACCGUAUAUUACUCGUUCACCUCAAGCAUGUCAGGAGAAGCUCAAUCGCACAAUGUACAGGGUGAUUGGUUAUAAUACACUCAAUAGUUAUCUGAGUUAAUAUUGGUCUCACAAAAACGUUCAAAUGGGCAGUAUUAGUAUUUUUCACAUUCAGAA
Phaedon cochleariae (mustard beetle) is the source of this 1264-nucleotide messenger RNA. The record is from the annotation of a GenBank genome assembly. NCBI's taxonomy places the organism in Eukaryota, Metazoa, Arthropoda, Insecta, Coleoptera, Chrysomelidae.